Molecule: messenger RNA, 3735 nt
Organism: Durotheca rogersii
Lineage: Eukaryota; Fungi; Ascomycota; Sordariomycetes; Xylariales; Xylariaceae
Exons: 4
Coding region: 275-3505 (1076 amino acids)
Cellular component (GO): membrane
Molecular function (GO): ATP binding; ATP hydrolysis activity; ABC-type transporter activity
Source: RefSeq, a predicted model, not a curated record
CUGUCUAACCAAUCGACUUGGUGGUGUAGUGGUGACGUUGUCAGCUGGCCAAGCCGGUGGAGCGUCUUGCAUCCGCGACAGAGCACGCCCGUCACCUUCAGAACUGCCGACUGCGAACCUGCCAUUUUGACCGUUUUCCUUGUCUUGGACCUCCGUGAGACCUGCGGUUUAAUGUGGUAGCCUACCGCCGAGUCGCGUCUUUUCAUCUCCCUCGACCAACACCGUCCUUAGCUAUCCGAGCACUGAAAGCUCCAGCUUUCCGGUCACGCCCAUCAUGCUGCCCCCGGGCGCGAGGCGUGCGGCCGUCGGCGCGCUCGCCUUGUCGUGUCUUGUUGCUGGUCAGAAGAACUACACGCAGUUCGAUAUGAUGCGGGCCCAGCUGGCCCUCUUAGAUGACCGACCAAACGACUGUCCGCCAUGUUUCAACUGUCUCCUGCCGGCUCACGAGUGUGGCCAGUACGCCGAGUGCAACGAAUACAACGGAAAAUGCGAAUGCCCGGCCGGGUUUGGAGGCGACGACUGCUUAGAGCCUACGUGCGGUUCUCUUGCUCGAGGCAGAGACCGCCCGAUCAGGUCGGGCGAUACUUGUGAAUGCGACCAAGGUUGGACGGGAAUCAACUGCAAUGUCUGCAUCCAAGAUAAUGCUUGCGAUGCUCUCAUGGAGACCGGAGACGGCGGUGUUUGCUACCAGAACGGCGAGGUGGUGAACGAAAACCACCAGAUGUGCGCCGUUACCAACGAGAAGAUCCUGGGCAUGCUCGACGGCAAGAUACCCCAGGCUACCUUCACCUGCAAGAAGGAGGAAGGAAUCUGCGAUUUCCAGUUUUGGAUUGAUAGAGUCGAGUCAUUCUAUUGCCAUCUCGAGAACUGCGAAUCCAACGCCGACUUCACUUCGGAUCAGAACAGCACUUUCUACAAGUGCCCCGACGUCCGCUGUAGCUGUGUUAAAGACCGUAUGCUUUGUGGAGCCGAUGGCUCCAUCGAUCUAACCGACUUCCUUAACGAAUCCGUCACUGGCCCUGCUACUUUUAAUUGCCUACAAGAGAAUGGCGGAAUCAACAAUUGCAAAUUCAGAGAACCGCAGCUCGAUUGGAUGGUUAGCACCAUCUUCGGCGAUGAGAGCAUCGAGUUGGACUGCCGCUCUGGCGAGUGCCUCUACCACACUCAAGUUCCCGGCUACGAGCGCCCUAUCAAGAAGAUCAACACGCCUUUGAUCGCGGGCAUCAUUGCCGGCUGCUCCUUGUUCCUCGUUGCCGUCUUCUUGCUGAUCUGGUAUCUCUCCCACCGCCAGUACCGGUACGGACCUAUCCACUUGGACGAUUCCGACGACGAAGCCACCAAAUUGAUGAUCGACCACAAACCGGCUACUCUGUAUUUCGAAAACGUUUCUUACGGGCUCAAUGGGAAGGCCAUCCUCAGCGAUAUCAGGGGCAUCGCGCACCCCGGAGAGAUCACGGCUAUCAUGGGCGCGUCUGGAGCGGGAAAGACGAGCUUCUUGGAUAUACUAGCGCGCAAGAACAAGCGUGGUCAGACCGGAGGAGACUUCCUCGUCAACGGGGAGAAGGUCACCGAUACCGAAUUUAAGAGCGUCGUUGGUUUCGUCGACCAGGAGGAUACUAUGCUCCCGACGCUGACUGUGCACGAAACCAUCCUGACUAGCGCCCUCCUCCGUCUUCCCCGCGGAAUGGGUCGCGCGGCUAAGGAGCAAAGGGUUUUUGAAGUUGAGAAGCAGCUUGGCAUCUACCACAUUCGGGAUUCCUUGAUCGGGUCCGAAGAGGGCAAAGGAAGAGGUAUCUCUGGCGGCGAAAAGAGGCGCGUCGGCAUCGCCUGCGAACUGGUUACCAGCCCUUCGAUCCUAUUCCUCGACGAGCCCACCAGUGGCCUCGAUGCAUUCAACGCUUUCAAUGUCAUCGAAUGUCUCGUAACAUUGGCCAAGACGUACCAGCGCACUGUCAUUUUCACUAUUCACCAACCGCGGUCCAACAUUGUGGCUUUGUUUGAUCGUCUCAUUCUUCUCGCGCAGGGCAAGACCGUAUAUUCAGGCCCCUUCUCCCUGUGCCAGGAGUACUUCGACCGGAUCGGUUACACGUGUCCGCCAGGCUUUAACAUUGCGGAUUACCUCGUCGAUCUCACGAUGCAUGCCAGCUCUUCUAGCAUUCUCGACGAUGGAUCCAUCACGAACGACGGUGGGAGCGUUGGUCCCAGCAGUACCACCGCUGUGAAGUCGAUUGCCAGCGCCUCUGGGACGGCCAGCAUCGCCGAAGACAGCUCGAUAGAACCGUCGACGAUCCGACCUAAGGGCAAGCGCAAGGAUUCGGUCAAGGCGAGACAGGAGCGAGAGCUCUUUACGAGACGGAAGAAUAUCAUCGACACUGCUGCCUCUUCCGAUGUCGAAGAAGAUGCUGGGUCUUACAAACUACACAAGCAACCGGCCAGCGGUGGUGUUCGCCCGCAGGUAGUUAUUGAAGACGUCCACGACCUUCCGCCUGCCGCCGGAACAAAUCUCGAUAGUCUUGUUCUAGCCUUCGCCGAGUCUGACAUUGCUAGCGACAUCCACGAUGAAAUCCUCCAGGCCGCAGCCAGUGCCCAGGCCGCCAAUGGUCAAAACGGGAACGGAGCACAGGGAGCGUAUGGCGACGGCAGCGCGAUUGGACGCGGUUACGCACGUAUCGGUUACCUGAGGCAAUUCAUCAUUCUCUCAGAGAGGACGUGGAAGAACCUUUACCGCAACCCGUUCCUGAUGCUGACACACUACGCCAUCGCGAUAACUCUUGCUGUUCUCUCGGGAUACCUUUUCUACGGUUUAACCGACGAUAUCCCUGGGUUCCAGAACCGACUCGGCCUGUUCUUCUUCCUCCUCGCUCUUUACGGCUUCAGCACGCUUACUAGCCUGAAUGUCUUCGCUUCCGAACGUCUCCUCUUCGUCCGGGAGAGGGCGAACGGAUACUACUCGCCUAUCACCUACUUCGUCGCAAAGGUUCUAUUCGACAUUGUCCCCCUGAGAAUUAUUCCGCCGAUCCUGAUGGGUGCCAUCAUCUAUCCCAUGACAGGUCUAAUCCCGGAUGCGCCACACUUCUUCACGUUCAUGCUCAUUCUAGUUCUGUUCAACAUGGCCGCAGCUGCCAUCUGCCUAUUUAUUGGCGUUGUGUGCAAGGAUAGUAGCGUGGCGAACCUUAUAGGGAGCCUGGUCAUGCUCUUCUCCCUCUUGUUUGCUGGGCUGCUCCUCAACCACGACGCGAUUCCCGAUGCAGCGCUCUGGCUGCAGUCCCUGUCCAUCUUCCACUACGGCUUCGAGGCCCUCAUCGUCAACGAAGUCGUAAAACUGACUCUUAUUGAUAAGAAGUAUGGCCUCGACAUCACGGUACCCGGUGCGGCGAUCCUGAGCUCGUUCGGCUUCAACAACUCGGCAAAAUGGUCGGAUGUCGCCAACCUAGGCGUGUUUGCCGCAGUUUUUGUCGUGCUAGCCUACGUCGCGAUGCAUUUCUUACUGGUGGAGAAGCGAUAGAAUGUGGAAGAGGGCUAUAUUUUUGAAAAUAAUAACUGUAGGAUUAUGCUGCUACCUGUUCACAUAAACAUGACACCGAAUUGGUAUUUGCUACACGGAUGCAUCGCCUUCUAUUCUGCAUAACUCGAUCAAUGCAUGCUGGGGCUGGGUCUGCCUGAGGGCGUAACGGGGGCGUUGCAAGGUUCGGUCAUGUUCAUCAAGAGGGUCAAUCGUCGCGUUACGCCGUGCGC